CUGGCGGGCGGGAGCGCGCGCACUCCCUCUUCCGGGGACACGGUGUGAACAAGGAGAGGCGGCUCGGCGCGGCUCCCUUGGACCAUGAAGACCUUUGGGGUUCUGCUCACUGCGCUCCUCCUCCUCCUAUGCGCGCUCGUGCCCCGCGGCGACUCGGCUCGCGGCCGGAAGGAGUCGGGCAGCCAGAACAGCUUCAGGCGUGCAGCGAGCGGCGUUUACCAGGCCCUGAGCGGCGUCUUCGGGGAGGAAACGAUCAGGACGCUCUACAAGUUCUUCACCAAGACCACGGAGCGCUUCGUCCAUGGCGUGGACCUCUUCCUGGACACCAUGUGGAAGAUCUGGACAGACCUGCUUGACGUCCUGGGAAUCGACUCAUCCAACCUCAGCCACUACUUCAGCCCUGCGUCAGUGGCGAACUCCCCAGCGCGUGCCUUGCUCCUGGUGGCUGCCGUGCUGCUGGCCUACUGGUUCCUGUCCCUCUCCUUGGGGGGCUUCUUCUACCUGCUGCACGCAGUCUUUGGGCGUUUCUUCUGGCUGGUGCGCGUAGCUCUGUUUGCCCUCUCUUGCCUCUACAUCCUGCAGAAGUUUGAGGGGGACCCUGAGAGAGCUGUGUUGCCCCUCUGCUUCAUCAUGGCUGUCUACUUCAUGACAGGUCCUGUGGGGGCCUAUUGGCGCCGGGGCAGUGGCAGCUCCUUGGAGGAGAAGAUUGACAACCUGGACACUCAGAUCCGUCUGCUCAACAUCCGCCUCAGCCGGAUCAUUGAUAGUCUGGAAUCCUCCAGUGACCAGUAGACCAGUUUGUCCAACCUCAAGCUUUAAUUGGGAUGAUGUGGGGUGAGGGUGGUGUGGGCUGGGGGAUGUGAGCUGGAUGAGAUGUGUGCACCAUCAUAUCGGGGUAGGGUUAGGGUUUGAAAAUAAGAAAAGAUACAUGGUAAUGGGGCAGUUGCAUUUGUUUUGGAACUUUCCAAACCAAGAUUUAGUAUCCAUGUGGAUCUUCAGUGUGGCAUCUGAGCUGAAGCAUGGUGAACAUGCGUGUCAAAGAAAGCAGAAGAACCUAAUUGAAAGUCUCAUGUCCAUCAGCCAUGGUCUCCAAGUUCUUAGUGGUGUGAAUGAGGGUACGGUAGAUGCGCAGGAGAGGUCCAUCCUGUGCUUGGUGCUCCCUCAGUGGAGACGGAAGUUGGGCAGUGUUCUUCACAUUGCUUGAACUUCAUGCAGCUUCCGUACUGAAGGCUUGCUUAGUGUCCAUUUGUUUCACUAUAGUAAAAACAAUAUAUUGAAUGCACAUUCUAGUAUGUAGUAUCAUCAUAUGCACUGUUUUUUCAGUUCUCCAUUCCCUCAAUUCUAUCUACAAUUUUGUUGUUUGAAUUGUUUAUUCCUGUGGGGGAAAAAAACGGGAAUUUUAGUGGGAAAUAUGAACUUAGUUAAGACGCCCC
This is a messenger RNA of Scleropages formosus (Asian bonytongue), 1433 nucleotides long. It is a transcript of the gene bri3bp, whose product is annotated as bri3 binding protein. Bases 85 to 792 code for a protein of 235 amino acids. NCBI's taxonomy places the organism in Eukaryota, Metazoa, Chordata, Actinopteri, Osteoglossiformes, Osteoglossidae. Gene Ontology annotation, cellular component: mitochondrion. The transcript has 3 exons. The record is from RefSeq and is a predicted model, not a curated record.